AUACGCUCGCCUGCCGUCUCCCUGUUCGUUCUUUUUCUCUUCCUUUAUUUUAUCCUUGCAUCCUUACUAUCUCCGACCUGCAACCCAUCAUGAAUCAGAACAGACCCCCAUAUCCUCCCCAACAGGGCCCGCCUCAGGGCUACCCCCAACCCCCACCUAUGACGCAUCCGAAUCAACCCGGAUAUCCUCAACAUCAACAACAACAAUUUAUGCAGCCUCCGUCUCCUUAUGGCCAGCCUCCUUAUCCUCAAGGCCCCCCACCCCCGGGACAAGGUUUUUACCAAGGUCCUCCCCAAGGACCUCCCCAAGGCUAUCACCACCAUGCACCACCCCCACAGGCUUACCAACAAGGCCCUCCUCCACCUGGAGGCCCCUAUGGCGCACCAUCUCCAUACCCACCUCAAGCGCAAUUCCAGGGCCCGCCCCCCUCUUUACCAUCUCCGGGCUAUGUCCCCGGGCAACAAGCCAUCGGUGACUUUCGUGCGCAAGCCGACCAGCUCCGCCGCGCGAUGAAAGGAUUCGGAACCGACCAAAAGGCCCUGAUUCAGGUCCUCGCCAAGCUCGACCCCCUGCAGAUGUCCGCCGUACGAUCCACCUACACGCAGCACAUCCAGCGGGACCUCUACAAGGACAUCAAAUCCGAAACGAGCGGCUACUUCCGACAGGGCCUCCUUGCGCUCAUCGACGGCCCACUCCGCCACGACGUGACCUGCGCGCGGGACUCCAUCGAGGGAGUCGGGACGAAGGAAUGGCUCCUCAACGACGUCGUUCUCUCGCGCUCCAACGCCGACCUCACCUCCAUCAAAUCCGUAUACGAACGGACCCACCAACACACGCUCCAAAAAGACGUUGAGGGCGACCUCUCCUUCAAGACCCUGGGCCUCUUCUCCAUGGUUCUUCGCGCAACCCGUCAUGAAGAAUCUGCCCCCCUCGACCCCACCAUCAUCGAGGCGGAGGCCAAAUCCCUCCACGGCGCCACUGCCGCCCGCGUCGUCAACAACGUCGAAGAAGUCUGCGGCAUCUUUGCCCGCGCCUCCGACAACGAGCUGCGCGCUAUCAACCACGCUUUCUCCACCCGGUAUAAUAUCCAGCUGGAUAAGCACAUUGAGAAGGAGUUCUCGGGCCAUAUGAAAGACGCGCUGCUGCAUAUGCUCCGGACGGCGCUAGAUCCAGCCAUGCAUGAUGCCGAGCAGCUCGAGGAUUGCAUGAAGGGUAUGGGCACGAAGGAUGAGAGAUUGGUCAUCAGGGUGGUCCGCGUGCACUGGAAUCCUCAACACUUGGAUCAGGUCAAGCGCGCGUACCGUGUCCGGUACGGGAAGGAUCUGAUUGACAGGGUGAGGGGCGAGACGAGUGGUGAUUACCAGCGGUUGAUGGUUGCGUUAUUGGCGUAAUUCUCAACGUCCCUCUCUGGCUCUUCUUCUCCCGUUCGACCAUUUUCUCCCCCACCCUUCUUACCCUCUCGCUUCUAAUAACCCAACCCCAUCCUCUAAUUCUCACACCCUCCUUCCUUCCUUCCUUCCUUACAACAUGACGACACACGAUACAAUCAAUGACAGACAACGGCCGGGUAUCGAAACUGUACAACUUAUUUGCUUUCUGGGUUCGGGUUACGGAUAGGUAGUAGCUUAGAUUAGCUGGCGGUAUUGUGCUUUUGUUUCUCUUUCUUUCUUCUUAUUGUUCUUCUUCUUCUUCUACUACUACUACUACUAUUCUGACUAUUCUCCUCCCCUGUACCUCCAGUGUCCAACUUUAAUGCACGUUUUCAC
Molecule: messenger RNA, 1766 nt
Organism: Aspergillus heteromorphus CBS 117.55
Lineage: Eukaryota; Fungi; Ascomycota; Eurotiomycetes; Eurotiales; Aspergillaceae
Product: annexin
Exons: 2
Coding region: 90-1391 (433 amino acids)
Cellular component (GO): cytoplasm
Molecular function (GO): calcium-dependent phospholipid binding; calcium ion binding
Source: RefSeq, a predicted model, not a curated record